AUGAGUUAUAGAGUAUUAACUUUAGAUGAUGUACCAAAAGCAGCAGUUACUUUGGUUGAAGCAUUUACCGAAGAUGCUUUAGCUAAAUUGAUCACAUGUCAUAUCCAUGAUAAGAAAAAGAGAGUUUAUUGUGAAACUUUACUUUAUGAAGCAUACCUCAGACAACAUAUAUUAACCGGUUUAGUUAUUGGAUGUAAUGAAUUAUCUGAUAAAUUUGAAACUGUAGCUAUGUGGUCAUUACCAGAUUCCAUGGAAAAAGGUUUGGAAACUUUUUCCACUUUGAUGAAAUCUGGUUAUCAGAAAGUUUGGGAAGUCGUUGAAGAUGAGGGUAGAGAAAAAGUAUUUGAAGGUAUGUUACCUUUAUUACAUGAUACUUGUGAAAGGAUUAUGUCAACAGAUGUCCGUUUUAAGCACAAGAAUUUAUAUACAUUAGUUUAUUUAGGUUCAACCAGAGAAGCAAGAGGUAAAGGUAAUGUUCGUAGAAUGUUCGAUUACAUGUUUGACAAGUAUAUUGAUCAAGAUCCAAAUAGUUUAGCUUAUUUGGAAAGUAGUUCACCUUCAAACAUUCCUAUUUAUAACAAAUUUGGAUUCUUCUUCUAUGAGGAUAUCAUGUUAGGUGAAAAGGGUCCAGGAGCCAUCGAAGGUACUGAUUAUGCCAUUAUGAACGUAAUGAUCAGAAGUUAUAAAGGAUUAGAUUGGCAAAAAAUCGAUUCAGCUUCUGAACAACAAACUGUCUCUAAAUUAUAG
Messenger RNA from Yamadazyma jaroonii, 747 nucleotides. The record is from the annotation of a GenBank genome assembly. Lineage: Eukaryota; Fungi; Ascomycota; Pichiomycetes; Serinales; Debaryomycetaceae.